This is a messenger RNA of Ictalurus punctatus (channel catfish), 1216 nucleotides long. RefSeq names its product chromatin accessibility complex subunit 1 (gene chrac1). NCBI's taxonomy places the organism in Eukaryota, Metazoa, Chordata, Actinopteri, Siluriformes, Ictaluridae. The transcript has 3 exons. Gene Ontology annotation, cellular component: nucleus; CHRAC. The record is from RefSeq and is a predicted model, not a curated record. Gene Ontology annotation, molecular function: protein heterodimerization activity. The coding region runs from base 55 to 396 and encodes 113 amino acids.
GCAUUUUGAAACCCUGAUGAUGUACUUCCGGUAAACUGGACAACUUUCAGAAAGAUGGAGAACAAAGUUGAGCGUGCGGCUAAUGCGAAAAACGUCUCUCUGCCUAUUUCACGUGUAAAAUUAAUAAUGAAGAGCUCUCCGGACGUGUCGUGUAUUAAUCAGGACGCCCUUUUCUUAACCACGAAAGCGACGGAGCUUUUUGUUCAGCACUUGGCUUUGACCUCAUACAAUAAUGGCUCGGGAAAACAGAAUGGUACCCUGUCCUACAGCGAUCUGGCUAACACUGCAGAGGAGACAGAAACAUUCCAGUUUCUCACAGAUAUUCUUCCAAAGAAAAUCUUGGCUAGGGAUUAUCUGAAGUCCCUGGAGAAAAUGGAACCAGAAGAAGACAACUGAUUUAUUUAUUUUUUGGGGGGGAGGAACUGUUACUUCGACAUCAUUCUUUAAAAAUUGUUUGUUGAUAACAUGAUGUGAACAAGUACAAAAACAUAACAUUCCUCACAACAGAUAGCAGAUCUGGACAUCUCACUUAAAUAAAAUAUGUGCAGUUCCUCACACCUUGUGGUUCAAGUGAUGAUAUACAGUUGUUUGUUUUUUUGGUAUUCUGAUAUGUAGUGACCUGAUCACCACAAAACUACCUGUAGUUCACACAGCAAACUGCAAGGCAGUGGCCAGUUUAAGUGUUUCAUACAUUUAUUUAUGUUGUAAAACUGUUGAUUUGCUCCUACAGUUCUUGCAUUUUUGGUCAUAAAUGGCUCAGAGUCUAACAUUACAGCUGCUUUAAAAGCAGUCACUCAGGGUGUACACACUUUCAUUAUAUGGGCAUUAAGAUGUCAGUGUUGUUUUUUUGUUUUUAUACACCUGAAGACAAAAAAUCUCACUCUCAUUGUGCAUAUUGUACAAGUGAAAUAAAUACUUACAACUGAUCUUUUUUUGUGUGUAACUGUUUUGCCAUGAUAUAUUUCUUUGCAAUCUGUGUUGAUCAAAAAGAUGCACAGACUUCCUGCAGGUUUAAUCACUGUCCUUUACUGUAGAUCAGAAUUGAGUAUACCACAGUUUGCUUGUACUUUCUGCUGUUUCAGCUGAUGGCAUGCACUGAAUUUCAAAGUUGUGAGUCUUUAUACUUGAAAUUUGUGUAACACCUUAAGUUUUGUAUAGUGUACUGUAUGAUUUUGGGUGUAUAUUUUUCAGUAAAUAAACCUUUGGUUGCUUAUUC